Molecule: messenger RNA, 975 nt
Organism: Penicillium brasilianum
Lineage: Eukaryota; Fungi; Ascomycota; Eurotiomycetes; Eurotiales; Aspergillaceae
Source: the annotation of a GenBank genome assembly
AUGGCCAUUGAACUCGCAGAGUAUCUUCUACGGAGGAUCAGGGAAUGUGGAGUACGCUCUAUACAUGGUGUGCCAGGAGACUUUAACCUAGUGUCCCUCGAUCAAGUAGCAAAAUGCGGUCUCCAGUGGGUUGGAAACUGCAAUGAACUGAAUGCCAGUUUUGCUGCCGAUGGCUAUGCGCGCGUCAAUGGAAUCUCGGCCUUGAUGACGGUCAUGGGGGUCGGUGAAUUACCAGCGCUAAGCGGGAUUGCCGGUGCCUUUGCGGAACAUGUACCAGUCAUUCAUAUUGUUGGACAGCCCAGUCGCCGUGUUCAAGCAGACCGUCUAUGUGUUCACCAUACCUUGGGAAACGGAGACUUUUCUGUGUUUUCCAAGAUGACGGCAGCGGUUUCGGUGAUGGCUGUAAAUUUAGAUGAUCCACAAACUGCUCCUGAUCUCAUUGAUCAAGCCAUCCGCCAGUGUUGGGUUCAGAGCCGACCAGUCGUGCUAUUUCUUCCAUCUGAUACUGUUCAAUCCCCGGUUGACGUCCAAAAGCUAUCCAUAGGGCUUAAUCUGUCCUUCCAAAAUGACCAAGAUGAGGAGACAUGGGUCGUCGAUAAAAUUCUUGAUGAUAUCCAGCGCUCGAAGAAUCCGGUCUUACUUCUUGGAGGCCAUGGAGUUCGGCAUGGUACUUUUGAAGACGUACUUGAAUUGGUUCAAGUUUUACAAAUACCUACAUUUAUUGCGCCUAAUGGCCAAGGAAUUAUCAAUGAAGAGACGCCAUUCUUCAAAGGACUAUAUAUUGGACAAUUCUCCGAUCCUUGCAUAUCCUGGAUGGUCGAAUCAUCUGAUCUGAUAAUUUCAAUCGGCCAUAUCCAAUCUGACCUCAGCACGGCAGGAUUCAGCGGCAAUAUUGAGUCCAAACGAAUGAUCAGUCUCCAGAGAACAAACGUUACGUUCCGAGGCAAUCCCUUCUUCUCCGUAUACAAAAGUUGA